Belonocnema kinseyi is the source of this 3360-nucleotide messenger RNA. Its product is annotated as WD repeat-containing protein 60. The coding region runs from base 50 to 3022 and encodes 990 amino acids. The record is from RefSeq and is a predicted model, not a curated record. The transcript is spliced from 16 exons. Gene Ontology annotation, biological process: intraciliary transport. Gene Ontology annotation, cellular component: cytoplasmic dynein complex. Gene Ontology annotation, molecular function: dynein heavy chain binding; dynein light chain binding. Lineage: Eukaryota; Metazoa; Arthropoda; Insecta; Hymenoptera; Cynipidae.
GCGUCUUCACGACGGUCAGAAAUGUCAAAACAAAUCAAUUAGCUGCAUAAUGUCUAAUAGGGGAGCAAUAAAAAAGACUUUCGAAUCAAAGACUGGACCCAUACCCCAUUCUCAAGUGAAAACAAAAACCCACAGAAGUCAAGAUACUUUAGAGCGAACCUCAAAAGCCGAAGUUGAAAAAGAAAAAGAAAGACGUCGGGUUGAUCAAAAUGCAGGUAGAGAUAGUAAAUCAAAAUCAGCUCAAAACCCAGUUAAUCAUUCCUCAACUAAAAGUACUACUAGAAACAGUAGUACACUCUCUCAUUCAAAAUCCACCCUUAAAAAUGGGGCAUUUCCAACAUCCAAAGCGCCUCUUUAUAAUUCCACGAAAACAUCAACCUCCAGUAGAGCGACAUCUUCUAGAACAAAAUCUGAAAUUGAAAAUCAAUUAUCGAAAAACACUAGACCAACAGAAAGAAGUAAAUCUAAAGAGGUGAAGGCUAAAAAUGUAGAAAAGAGAGGCUCAAGUACUAUUUACAUGCCGAAAAGCAAUGCAAGUAAACUUAGUUCUUUAACAACGAAGCAAUCUGUUGAAUCUAAUACUUCAGAAAUGAGAAAAUACACUGAUAAAAAUGAUAUGCUUAAAGAAAGGCAGGAACAGAAAAGGCAAUCGUCUAGAGAACGAAGAAAAUCUAGAACUUUGAGUCCUAGUGAAGUUAGAGUUUUGCAUACUGCAGUCGGACCCAGAAAACAAGUGGAGAAACAGUCAGGAGAAAUUGAAGACGCAGCAAAAGCUGAUUCUGAUGAGGAUUAUGACUACGAAGAUGAUUUUGAAAGUUACGAAUCAGAUUUUGAAGAAUGUACAGAGAGUGAUGCUUCGCCAAUUAGUGAAGAGACAGAAGAAUCUAGAAAUAGUCCUGUUUUAGAACCGAUUGAAAUGAAAACAAUGGAAAAAGUAAGAAGAAUUGUGAGUAGUUACGAAAUUCGAAAACCUGAAGAGGAACGUAUGCUGGAUUCUGGACAUUAUGAACUGGCCGAGGCGAGAAGAAGAGCAGCAAAAAUUGAAUCAAUGUCAGUUGAAUCAGUGCCCAUCAGUAGGCCAAAAACUCCGCCUCUCCCGGAAUUAAUUCAACCAGUUAACCAGUCAUUUAGAGAAGAGAAGCAGUCUGAAAAUAAAUCUCUGCCAUUGUCGAUGGACGAAGGCUUCGAAGAUGGUCGGUCUGGAGAUUUUGCGAAAUCUCCCCCUCUUUCACAAUUUUCUGAAUCUUCUAAAUUAUUUAAACCGAUCAGGAAGAGAAAAGAAUCGAAGAAAUUGAGUAGAGGCAGAGAAUUAAUGACGAUGAUUAAAUUGGAUACUGUGGAAUGGUCUUUAUAUGAAAGCGCGCCGAUUGCCUAUGAGGAAUUCAUUAGAAAUUACGGAAAAAUAAAUACGCAACAGAUGUCAACGCAAACAAAUGAGGACAACCUUGAUAUAGACAUACAAACGGAGGCAAUAGAGAGUAGCAACAAAUGGACACAGUUUCCAAUUACUUGUAGAAAAAAUCUGAAAUCUAAUGAAGACAUAAGAAUGUUUAAAAAGGAACAAAUUGGAGUUGGGAGUGAAGAAGAUGAAUCAAGUUCGUCUUUGCUUCCAGUAUACGAUGUUGUACAAUUGAACGACUUUUUAGAGAGGGCCGGGAAAGUUAUGCUUUGUUUGUUGGAAGAAAGAAGAUCUGGAGGCAAUAUUCUACAAAAAAAUAUUCACGAAAUGCCUUUUAGCGCAGGAUUUAUCAAACUGUCUGUAGAUACUUUGACUUUUUUAUCUGGAAGAUCUGUGACAUUUAUUGUCUACUCGGAGGUUUUGAAUAAAGUUCUUCUUACUGUUCACGCCCAGGGAGACGAGGAUAUUGAAACGACGAAAAAGGAAGAUUACAUAACUGAUUGUUGUAUCGGAUGUAUUUGGAACAUUUCGGAACCGUCGAGGCCUACAAAAGUUAUUUAUUCUCAGAGUCCCAUCACUUCGUGUUGCUUUCAUCCAACUAGUUACAAUCUUGUUUUUGCUGGAUUGCAAGAUGGGUCAAUUAAUUUAUGGGAUUUGAAAGAGGAUGAAAUGUGGCAUCAAAGGGUGACGGAUAAAGACAAUGAAAUGGAUUGGGUGUUACGCUCACCGACUUACACAACAGCAGAAAAUUUUGAACUUGGACACAAAUCUGAAGUUGUGGCCUUGCGUGUUCUAUCUAAAAUAGACAAUGAUUACUUAGAUCGUGUUAGCAAUAAGUUUUUACCUAUUCAAAUAUGUAGUUUAGACGAAGAAGGUAGUUUAAUCAUAUGGAGCGUUUUACACACAAUGACAAAAAAUAUCCAAGAUAUAGGAUUAUCGCACUGGGGCGAUGUGAAACUUGUAAAAAGCCAAGAAGUGCCUUUAUUCUUACAAAAAAGCGAGACCGAAAAUAAUUUAAGGGGAUUUUUCGAUAUGAAUAUCGAUAGCGUAGACAAUAACGAUAUUUAUUUAUCUACAAAUACUAAUAAUAUUUUACACGCAAGUUGUAUUGGUAGAAAAACUAAUCCAUUUUCUUAUAAAGCAGAUGAAUUAGAUUGGUGUGGAAACGCAACUUGUAUCGAAAGAUGUCCUUUCAAACAUUCUUUCUUUUUAGUUGGUUGUGAAGACGGAACGGUUCGCCUUCACUCUCUGAAUGUAGAAAAAUCUCUUCUGCAAUUGAAGGACGAUCAUUGCAUUUCUGCAGUGAAAACAAUUCAGUGGUCGAAGUCUAAGCCAUUUACGCUAUUUGUGUUAGACGAUCAUUCGCAAAUUCACGUUUGGGACUUGACCAAUAGUGAUAUUUUUCCUACCUAUACAAUAUCGACCAAAAAAUGGGAACGCGUAAAAAGUCUUCGCCUUUCGCCCUGCAAUUCUAUUCGGGAUAUGGUCAAUCAAUAUUUGGCCAUUGGUACCGAGACUGGAAGUGUAGAAGUUCACAAAUUAAAGAAGGAUUUCUACUAUUCUCAGCAGGAAGAAUUCUUAGAAGAAAUGAACAUGUUUUUACGAUACGUCGCAGUUUUAUAAUUAAAUAUUUUAACUCAGUUAUUCCUCAAGAAAAUCAGUGAAAAUAUUUUAUUAGAAUAAUCGAUCUUAUAAGACUGUUACAUUGUUUUACCCUUGACUUUAAUUACACUUAUUGCAGUUUUAAUCCAGUAGCUGAAUAUUAUUGGAAAAACUCAGUUUCGAAUUUCUAGUCAAUUUAACACUUAUGUGCACUAGUAACUUAUUUUUAGGUCUAAUUUUUUUCGCGCGAAACUACGCUUUUUCUUCGUUUUUUUAUUGUUGUUAAAAAUCGAACUAGUGUUCAUGUAUCAUGCAAAUUCAAUUGUUCUUAUCAUAAUAAAAAUAAUAUUUAAAACAAA